AUGGCAGACUUGGGCGACUUUUUCGAGCACUGCAAUGAGCUCUACCACCUCAGCUCCAAGGUGCCCAAGGAGGCCCGGCAGGAGGACUGCAUUCUCGGCAUUGAUGAAGCCGGUCGAGGGCCGGUACUGGGACCCAUGGUCUACGGUGCCGCUUACUACCCGGUCAGACUGCAGGACAAUCUGAAGGGCGACAAGUUUCAAGACUCAAAGACGCUCACUGAAAAAGAGCGAAGUGCCAUGUUUGAGAAGAUGAAGGAGUACAACAUUGGCUGGUUUGCUACCGUCCUCUCGCCCAUCGUCAUCAGUAAUGCCAUGUUGAAGAGAUCAAAGUACAACCUCAAUGCCCUAUCCCACGACACGGCCAUCAACCUCAUUCGAAAGGCCAUUGAAAGUGGCGUUCAACUGAAGGAAGUGUACCUGGACACGGUGGGCCCGGCGGACAAGUACCAGAUCAAGCUGCGGGCGCUCUUUCCCAACAUCAAAGUGGUCGUCUCCAACAAGGCGGACUCCAUCUACAAGAUUGUCAGUGUCGCUUCGAUUUGCGCCAAGGUGACGCGAGAUCAUGCUGUCAAGAACUGGCAAUUCCUCGAAGAGGGCAUCUCUUUCUCAGAGUCCGAAUACGGUUCAGGGUACCCGGGAGACCCGAAAACAAAAGACUUUCUCAAGAAGGCCUUCGACCCUUUAUUCGGUUUUCCCACAUUUGUACGCUUCAGCUGGUCGACCAUCACUAAGAUAAUGGAGGAGAAGGCGAUCGGCUGCGAGUG
This is a messenger RNA of Rhagoletis zephyria (snowberry fruit fly), 764 nucleotides long. The record is from RefSeq and is a predicted model, not a curated record. NCBI's taxonomy places the organism in Eukaryota, Metazoa, Arthropoda, Insecta, Diptera, Tephritidae.